Molecule: messenger RNA, 1347 nt
Organism: Serpula lacrymans var. lacrymans S7.9
Lineage: Eukaryota; Fungi; Basidiomycota; Agaricomycetes; Boletales; Serpulaceae
Exons: 4
Coding region: 66-932 (288 amino acids)
Source: RefSeq, a predicted model, not a curated record
GUUGGCAGCUCACGGAACUAUUUUCUCUCUCUCUCAUUAGUAAAAUCUCUCUAUUUCAGUCAGCCAUGACAAUCGAGGAUACGACACACACUCCAGGACGUAUUGAACCUGAAGUUGCCUCCUUGACUAACCUGGUAUCGACUCCAAUAUUGGUUCUGGCUUCUCUUUCGCUGGCCGCCAUUCUUUUAGCCGUUGUUCUGAUUAGACGGCAGCGAUCGAGGUCUGCAGGUAACAGCCUCCUCCUGGUGGGACCACCUGACUCUGGCAAGACGGCCAUUCUUUCGACACUAGCAUAUCAGCGAACCCUUCCUUCGUACACAUCGCUACAGACUAAUGCUGCAGUCAUAACACUCCCCGGUUCGUCUGCCAAGGCACUAAGGGUAGUGGAUAUUCCUGGGCAUCCCCGUAUCAGGGGUCAGUUUCGAGAAUACCUAUCCGACGCCCGAGCUCUCGCGUUUGUCGUGGACGCGAGUACCGUUUCGCGAAACGGGGCUGUUGUGGCAGAGCACCUGCAUCACAUACUGCACGCCCUGACAUCCCUCCCUCCCUCACAGUCGCCACCUAAAUUACUCAUUCUUGCUCACAAAGCUGAUCUUCUCAAAUCGAACACUUCAUCGAGCGUGUCGACCGAACUAGCUGUUUCACGCGUCAAAGUCAUUCUCGAACGUGAGCUUGAAAAGCGGCGCUUGUCGCAGGUAGGAAAUGUUGGGAUUGAAGGACUUGGGGAGGAAGGGGAGAAGUCGGACACGGGUGGACUGGUGUGCAAUGGUCCUGCAGCGGGUUCAUUCAAGUUCGAGGAAUGGGAAGGUGGCGAGGUGUGUUUUGCAGGCACAUGGCUGGCAGCGGGCAGGCCAGAAUCAGGUGUAGAUGAAAAGGAGGGUCUCGAUGGUUUAGAUGGUUUGAGAGAGUGGUUGACACAAGUUGCACGAUAAAAGUCGCAUUGAAACUCUCAUAUACAGUCUAACCAAUGGAUCAUGCAUAUAUCACACAUAUUGCGUACAGUCAGUAUUAUGCGAGAGUGCGCAUGGGCCAAGUGCCACACAACACCAAACAUGAAUCGACUACAAAAUGCGAUGGCUGUUCUUUUGUUUUGUUUUCAUCGCAGCCUAUUAGACAGUGCCCGUUCUACCGUGUCUUUACUGACUUCUAGGAAGGACGAAGGCGAUUCGGCGAUGCGGAGAGGGAUGCAUGGACGGGAAAAAGAGCUCUCGCACUCGCUUUGUUGUUAUAAUAGGGCCCAUGGUCGCGAGAGCGUCAGACCUUUCCUACACUUGUACCAAAAUUUGUUUAAAAAUUGAAUGUGAUUAGAGUUCGAUAGCAGUCCAGUUAGCAUUAUGUUAGUUUGCU